Messenger RNA from Nerophis lumbriciformis (worm pipefish), 696 nucleotides. RefSeq names its product sarcolipin (gene sln). The record is from RefSeq and is a predicted model, not a curated record. Gene Ontology annotation, molecular function: enzyme regulator activity. Gene Ontology annotation, cellular component: membrane. NCBI's taxonomy places the organism in Eukaryota, Metazoa, Chordata, Actinopteri, Syngnathiformes, Syngnathidae.
GUGGGCGGUCCACCGAGGGGGUCUACAUUAGGAGCUGGAUCCACAGACAACACAAGUCAUCAAGUGGCGCUCAAAGACUGAAGACCACCUGCAGGGGUUUUUGUGUUUUUGGAGUGGAAAUGAAGAGGAAUGUCCCAAGUUGACCGCUUGUGACAUCGCAGAAAAGGACCGGUCUGCAGAGUCCCUAAAGCUCUUGAAAGCGCCGUAGAGCAGCGUGCACCAUGGACCGCUCCGUGCAGGAACUCUUCCUCAACUUCAUGAUCGUCCUGGUCACCGUGCUGCUGAUGUGGCUGCUGGUCAAGACCUACCAGGACUAACCUGCUUUUCCACUUCCUGUGUGGGGACUCACACACGGUUUUAGUAUGAAAGGUGACUUUUCUAGGGUUGUGUGCAUGCCAUGAGAGACAAAAGUCUUUGGCAUGCAGCGUGUAACGUGGUCAAUGACAACAUGACAUUUUGCACACGUAUCCGCUUGAUGCUGACAAUAAAAUCACAAAUUGGUUGAUGCUUUCUGUACAUCAAAUGGAGCGAUGCAUUCUUUUCAUCUCCACCUAAAACACGUCCCUGGGUCUACAUCACAUUAAAAGGUGGGGCCUUUACGGUCUCUUGAAAACAAGCCAUUUCGUGGGCGCUCUGAUUUACAUGCAAAUUAACUCCACUAAGCCACGCCUGUGCAUCUACAUUUAGGGAUGAGUA